AUGGGAUUCACGUCUGGAUCGAGCCAUUCCGAUUCAGACGACCUACCCUACCUGUCUGUCGACCUCUCCAACCAUGAGAAGGGCUCCGCUCGGUUCCCCAACAACCCCGGCAAGGACAUGCUAAAAAACAAGGGAGACUUCUGGAAGUUCAGUCUCAAGAGCGACCUCAAGCUGAAAAAGAGCUGCAUCACCAAGGCCGACAUUAACAAGAUCGUCGUGCACAAUGGAGGAAACGACGGAUGGAAGAUUGAGUCCAUCUUCACCAUCCUGCGUUCCGGGUGGUAUUACACUGUCGUGACGGCCGAUGUCGGACUCAACACAAUCGUUGAUGGGAAUCCAGUGGGGACGAACUCCUUCCACUAA
This is a messenger RNA of Geodia barretti, 363 nucleotides long. The record is from the annotation of a GenBank genome assembly. Lineage: Eukaryota; Metazoa; Porifera; Demospongiae; Tetractinellida; Geodiidae.